GCAAUGUAUUAGUCCAUCAAAACACGAUCAAAUUGGCAGAUUUUGGAUUAUCAAAAAGAAUUGGAACAUCAUCCCAUUUCCAAUCCAAAUUAUUUGGAGUGAUUCCUUAUGUUGAUCCAAAAAGAUUUAUCAGGGGAAGAAGAAACAAUAAUAAUCAAUCAACACAAAUGUAUUCAUUAAAUGAAAAGAGCGAUAUUUACAGUAUCGGCGUAUUAUUAUGGGAAAUAUCUAGUGGACAACGUCCUUUUUAUGUUGAAGAUGAAGAAUAUGAUAUUGGAUUAGAACUGGAAAUUUCACAAGGCUUUAGAGAAACGCCUGUUACUGGUACACCCGAAGAUUAUGUAAAUCUUUAUACUAAAUGUUGGGACGGUGAACCGGAUAAUCGUCCAACCAUAUAUCAAGUAGUUGAUUGGUUAAAAACAAAUGUGCCAGAUAAUUUUGAAAGCCAGACUAACGAAAAUACAAAUGAACGGAUCGAUUGGAUUGAAAAAGCUAUUGAAGAAGAAUAUUUACAAUAUUAUGAUUAUAAACAAUUUAGUGAUAUUCGACAAGUUGGUACUGGAGGUUUUGGAACAGUUUUCCGUGCAAAUUUGAAAAAUUCAGAGCAACAAUUCGCGUUGAAAUCUUUUAAACUUAACAAUACAUCUAAGGAAGAAAUUAUUAAUGAGUUAAAAAUUUUACUUAAAGUUGAUUUUCAUAAUAAUAUUAUUCGUUUUUUUGGAAUAACAAAAUCUGAAUCAGGUCAUUCUUUAGAAAAUCAUAAUAAUAAAAAUUAUAUGUUAGUAAUGGAGUACGCGGAUGGUGGUAAUCUUCGAAGCUAUUUGAAGAAUAAUUUUAGUAAUCUUACGUGGGAUGAUAAAUACAAUUUAGCAUACCAGUUAGCUCGUGGUGUAUCAUGCUUACAUAGUAAAGAAAUUGUGCAUUGUGAUUUGCACUCCGGAAAUGUAUUAGUCCAUCAAAAAGGGAUUAAAUUAGCAGAUUUUGGAUUGUCAAAAAAGAUUGGAACAUUAUCCAAUCUUCAAGGUGAAAUAUUUGGGAUAGCUCCUUAUAUUGAUCCAAAAAUCUUUAUCAGACGGAGAAACAACAAUAAUCAAUCAACACAAAUGUAUUCAUUAAAUGAAAAAAGUGAUGUUUACAGUGUUGGCGUAUUAUUAUGGGAAAUUUCUAAUGGACAACCUCCCUUUUAUGUUGAAGGUGAACGAUAUGAUAUUGGUUUAAUUCGUGAAAUUUCACAAGGUCUUAGAGAAACCGUUGUUCCCGGUACACCUGAAAAUUAUGAAAAUAUUUAUACAAAAUGUUGGGAUGGUGAACCAGAAAAUCGCCCAACCAUAAAUCAAGUAGUUGAUUGGUUAAAAGCGAUCAUCACAAAAACAAACGAGGGUCUUCAAUCAUCAAACAAACAAGACGAUGUUACGGCCCCUCAAAGUACUAAUGAUGAAUCAGAACUACAUAUCUCUAAUAAAAAUUUUACCCGAAAGGAAUUUAGCAUAAAUACAUAAUACUGUAAUUAAUGAAAGUAUAACUUUAUUUUAGGCUAUUAAAUAAAGAAAUUGAAUAGAAAUAACAAGCCAUUUAUUUAAGGAUUAGGGAUGACAAUAAUAAAUAGUUAUUAUAACUGGUCAUUAAACUACAAUUAUUGAUAACAAAUUAGGCUUUUAUGUAAGAUACUUUUUAAAUUUAUUUUAAAACUAGUCGUUGAACCCGUUGCGAUAAAAAACGUUACUGUCAUACAGGAAAACACUUUCUUCAUGUGUUUCACUCUUUAUCUUUAUAGCUUUGUUCUUUUGUUUGCUAUUGUCUUGUAUUUUUUUGUGUACAGUACCAUAAUUACUAGUCCUGUUAAAAAUUAAUAAAGUAUGAAUUUGAUAGUUUUUUCUAAUUAAUAAACUUUAAUUAAAUGUUUUUAAACCAUUAUAGUACAGAAAAAAUUUUGCGAAUAAAAAAG
Molecule: messenger RNA, 1945 nt
Organism: Rhizophagus irregularis DAOM 181602=DAOM 197198
Lineage: Eukaryota; Fungi; Glomeromycota; Glomeromycetes; Glomerales; Glomeraceae
Source: RefSeq, a predicted model, not a curated record